Kickxella alabastrina is the source of this 658-nucleotide messenger RNA. RefSeq names its product PEROXIN-4-like protein. The record is from RefSeq and is a predicted model, not a curated record. Bases 158 to 586 code for a protein of 142 amino acids. Lineage: Eukaryota; Fungi; Kickxellomycota; Kickxellomycetes; Kickxellales; Kickxellaceae. The transcript is spliced from 2 exons.
UCACCUUCUUUGACUUAUUAAUUUCCGUUUUUUAUUUGUUGUUUUCUUGGCGUGAAUUCUCAUUUCAUUUCUUCAUUUCCACGUUCACAUUUACUUUUUUGUAUUCAGUUGGCCCUCCCUCAACUGACAGUAACAUAUUAUUUCAGCAAAAUACUCAAUGGCAUCGGUUACCAAAAGGCUUCUUAGAGAGCUGCAGGACGUGCGGAAGGGCCUGGGUGAGGAGCUCAUCUCCCUGGAGCCUGUCAGUGACGAAACAUUACUGUACUGGCGCGCUGUGAUGCGUGGACCCUGCGACACGCCGUACAGCACUGGCACCUUUGUGAUCCACAUUGACAUCCCGGAGCAGUAUCCGAUAAAGCCGCCGAUGCUAACCUUUGUCACCCCGGUGUGCCAUCCGAACGUGCACUUUGAGACAGGUGAGAUCUGCCUCGACAUUCUGAAAGCCCAGUGGUCGCCGGCCUGGACGCUGGCAUCGAUCCCGCUGAACUGCGAUGCAGCCAAUCUCUUGCGCUGUGGCGACAUUUUGGGUUACAACAACCUCGUUAGGCUGUACACGCGCAUGUUUGCCCAAGAUCCGGCAUGCUGACCCUAUUUUUGGGCACCAAGGGGACAGACAUUUGCUCCGCCUGUCUGUCUGUCUGUUUUUCUCUUUUGACCG